Molecule: messenger RNA, 3013 nt
Organism: Drosophila novamexicana
Lineage: Eukaryota; Metazoa; Arthropoda; Insecta; Diptera; Drosophilidae
Product: longitudinals lacking protein, isoforms F/I/K/T-like
Exons: 2
Coding region: 155-1870 (571 amino acids)
Source: RefSeq, a predicted model, not a curated record
GAAGAAAAACGAAAACUUAACCCAAGACAGGAUACGUUUUUGAGCUGAGCAAAAAAGAAACAGAGUGAAGAGAGUAUGUGUGUAUGUGUUUGUACUACGCCUAAGAAGUGGUAAAAGACAAUAAAUUUGUGCCACACACAAACAACAAUUAAUAAUGCAAAUCUUUUUGCCGCCAUGCCCACCCCCCUCUGUUCCCCGUUUCCUUCAAUAUGUUUUCACAGCAGCCAAACAGGACAAGUCGGAACAAACUGAGGGCACACCCGAUGAAUUCGAACUGGACGAUUGCCUGCUGGAGAGCAACGAUAUUGUCAUCACACAGAACAAGGAUGGCUUUGUGCUGCACGUCAAGAAGCUGGGCAACAUCACAGCUGCCAAGCUGGGCACCACCGAGGAGGACCAAACGGCGGCAGUCACCGUCACCGGACCCGCUGGACAGCCGACCCAAACUAUAACCGAGCUGCUCAGCGCGGCGGCGCACAGCACGGAUGUGAAGCCCACGUUGACGACAUUGACGAACACGCCCAUCAAGUUGCCCUCAUCAGAAUGCGAGCUUAUCAACAUCAAGAAAAUCAUACCAUCAACAUCUACAUUGGCGACGCAUAGCAGCAGCAGCAGCGGUGGCACAACCACCAUUAUACAUCCGCACCACAUUAUACAACACGUGACGCAGGAGACGCAACAGCAGCAGCAGCAGCAGCAAACACCCCAGCAACAUCAUCCUCAUCAUCAUCAGCAGCAGCAACAGCAGCAACAACAACAACAACAACAACAACAACAACAACAACAACAACAACAGCAGCAGCAGCAGCAAUUGCACAUUGAGGAGGUGCCACAAAGCUCGCAUCAUCAUCAUCAGCAGCAGCACCACCAGCUGCAUCAAGGCGCUCAGCAAGUACAAAGCAUAAUAACAUCCCAUACGGGCCAGACCAUCAAUUUGGUGGGUCUGCGCAAUGUUCAAAUUGGCGAACAGAAGCCGAACAUUGCCUCGCGCAUACGAUAUUCGCGUGGCAAGAUUAUUGCGCCGACCGUUAGCAAUUUACAGAUUGUGGAAACACACGAGGCCAUACCGCAUCAGCACCACGAGCUGGCCGAUGGCACAAAGUAUGAGAUUAGCGAAAUAGAUCUGAACAAUCCGAAUGCAUCGGCGGCAAUAAUCAGCGAUCUGGUCAAGUAUGCUGAAAUCGAUGAUAUCGAGCUGCCGGAUGGUACCAAAAUUGGCAUUGGCUUUGCGCCCUCCGAGAUCACCGAGCACAUGCAGACAACGGCGGGCGAGACGCACAUAACCACCAUUGAGCAUGAGCCGCAGGAGCUGCAGGUGCAUCAGCAUGAACAGCAGCCGCAAACGCAUCACAUACAUGCCUCACAGCUGCAGACGCAUCACAUACAUCCGGCAACGGUAGUGCAGCAGCAGCAGGAGCAGGAGCUGGAGCAUCAACAGCAGCAGGAGCAUCAUCACAUCCAGCUGCAAGCGGAGGAUGAUGACGGUGUCGAGACCAUAAUACCCGAAGAGCUGGGCGUACAUGAUUCGAGCAAGAGCUAUACCAUUUUGACCACACGCCCCAUGAAAGAGGAAUCGGAUGCUGGCGGCGAUCCCAGUGGCAUGACCUAUGAGCUGUCGUUGAGCGACUCCUCAUUGGGUCCCUGCGACGAUCCCGAAUCGCGUUACGUUUGUCGGCAUUGUGGCAAAAAGUAUCGCUGGAAAUCGACGCUGCGCCGUCACGAGAAUGUCGAGUGCGGCGGCAAGGAACCGUGUCACCCAUGUCCCUACUGCACCUACAAGGCCAAACAGCGUGGCAAUCUGGGCGUGCAUGUGCGUAAACAUCAUCCCGAAAAGCCUCAGCUGGAGAGCAAGCGGGGACGCAAGAUCUAAGAAGGGGGCGUGAGUACCACACAAAGAACAGUAGCAACAAAAAAUACCAGUUUUCAUUAUUCUUCUACAUCCGAACUAUAUAUAUACUAUAUCAUAUAUAUACCAUUUAUUAUGUAUUUUUGAUUUUUCUCGAGCCUCAAUUUUGAUAAUUGAUGCGAUUUGCUUAGUUGUUGAUUAUUUGCUUAAGUUCAAACUUAACUUUUAAUAUCGUGUAUGUUUUUAUCAUGGCAAAAACAUGAAAAACAAAAAAAGAAACAAAAACCCAUUUCAUAAUUUUCAAAAUCUUACUUUUUGUUCGGGCUUUAAUUGAUGUCUUCACGUAUAAUUUUCAUUAUGAUUGCCGUAAUUUCAAAAAUUACAUUUAUUUCGUGUUGCCGCAGAAGAAAAAAUAAUUCAAAAUGAAAAAUACAAAAACAAAAAAAUAUACCAGAAAUCAUGUGCAAGUAUUUUCAUGGAAAUAACAAAACAGAAAUAUUGUUAACCCAAAUGAAAAAAUAUUAAAAAAAAAAAACACAAAAAUUUAUAGUUUAGAAUUGAGUAGGUUAAAUUUUAAAUACAUUUCAAAUAUAAAUUAAACGCAUAACAUCUAAAUGUCUUCGCAGAAAGUACAGUACCUAGCAAAUCUAUAAAUAUGUGUAAAAAAAAAGAAGGAACGGAAAGUAAACAAAACAAAUUUAAGAUAAAUACACAAACAAUGUUAAAGUGCACAGUGUGUUUUUUUACAUAUAUAAAUUUAAAACAAUUUCACAAAAAAAUAUGUUAGUUGCAAAACACACAAAAAAAAAUAUUAUUACAAACAAAUAUUGUCUGGAUUGGAGGCUUAUCGUAUUCAUAAAUUUGUCACAUGUUGUUUUUACAGUUCACAAAAAAAUUAUUAAAUAAAAAACAAACAUAUUUUAUAUAAAAUUGACGCUAAAUUUUGAACAAAAGGUAAAACCCUUAAAACUAUUGUGUGUACUACGGUAGUUGCAAUCGAAGCAGCCGCAACCAAAUUGAAAGAACUUUAAUUACAAAAACAAACACAAAACUUAGUAAAAUUGAUUGUACUAUAUGACACAUUUAAGCCACAAAACUUCUUAGCAUAUAUUUUCGCGUAUCAAAAAAUAUUCAAUUUAAUUCAAGAAUUUUACAAAAUUUACAAGU